Molecule: messenger RNA, 762 nt
Organism: Mesorhabditis spiculigera
Lineage: Eukaryota; Metazoa; Nematoda; Chromadorea; Rhabditida; Rhabditidae
Source: the annotation of a GenBank genome assembly
AUGCCGAUGACACCGACAACACACCCAGUCUAUUCCCCACGACAGACGGUCCUUCCUUCCCGAACCACCCCAGCCGUGCAUAGCCUCCGCCAAGGCAAUAGCACCAGAAAUGCGAGAGCAGUACGACGGGUCCACGGGCUGCAAAAUGAGAAUAUGACGGCGCUUCAACGCACGGUGUUCAAGGAAAAUGAGAUCGACCUUGAUCGUGAGCUCAAUGCGCGCGGGCUGACGCGCCACGACGGGCGGCUAGGGGAGCUCCCGAAACUCGAGUCAACGGAUAAUGGCAUGGUCUUGUGGCCGAUCUGCUCGAACGUUCACUGGUACCUAUUGACGUUCAACUUUGGGAAGAACGAACUGCUGCUCUAUGAUCCGCUCUAUCCCUAUCCAUCGAUGAAAACUCUCAAGAAAAUAUUGCGAGAUGCUUUGAAUCGGUUCAACACGCUGCUUCCCGCCCGAGAAGUGCCCACGCUGAGCGGCUACGGUCCAAAAGCAACGACGCACAAGGUGGAGUUCGGAACCGAGUGCGCUCCACCAAAUGACCCCAUCCAUUCCGUGACCAUCCAGGGCAACGAAAGCGGAACGCUGAUGUGCUGUGAGCUGCAGACGGCCGUCAAUACCCUACCAGCCUGCAUGGCCCGCAAUGGAGGAUCUGCAAGGACAGAUGGCUCGGAAGACCCGAUCCGGAUUGCCAGACGCCAAGGAUUUGAAAAGGAUUGCGGACGAGAUUGGCUUCGGAACGAUUCACCAGGCUCUCCAAGAGGU